AUGGAUGAAACGCACUUUAAAAGAGAGUUCGAGUUCGCAAGGUCCUCAAAGUACUCGGAACUCUACUCGAGUUCAAUCGCAAUCGGAUUCAGCUGCUUCAGCUUCUUCCUAGUGGGACUGUCAAUAGCGCUGGUCUACGUGCUGAGCGACAUGGACUACUUCAUGCUCUCAGGAGUUUUCAGAGCACAGAGGUUCUUCUCAGACGACCCGUACUACUUCACGAAGCAAGUAGUGCUGGUGUACGGAUUCAUCGGCUUCUUCUCAACGAUGGUGAUCGGGCCCAUAGGAAGAAACUCGUGCAUAGCGUGGUCGUGGGUGCUUACCUUCAUGUACAUGACGAACUGCAUGAUCGUGUACGUCUACAAGUUCACGCAGUACGGAACACUGAUCAUGAGAAGCAUCACGAUGCUGUCGCUCGUGUCGCACGUGCUCGUCUGCAACUUCAUAUUCUUCCUCUUCGACCCGAACAUGAGCGGAAGCGACUGUUACACGUUCCACAGAGUAAUGUCAUUCGUGAUCGGAUGCUUCGUGGGCCCUGCAAUCGUGUCAUUCACACUAUUCAGGUCAGGGCUGUGCAUCACAGGCACGUUCGUGGACAAGGACCCGAUGAUGUCAUCAAUGGACCUGUGCAGGAUCCUGCUGAUAGCCUCAUUCAUCUCGCUCAUGAGCAGCCUGUGUAUCACGCUGCUGCUCACCUACGAGUACAACGGAGGGAAGAAGCACGACAAGCUCAUGUGGGCGCCAAUAGCGAAGAUUCCGCUGAAGGUGGUGAAGAAGACGAUCUUUCACGUGCUGAACCUUGAGCUGAUGGGAGUGGUGUGGAUGAUCAACCCGUACAUGAUGUCGCUGGUGCCGUACACCACGAACAUCCACUUCGACUUCCACAGACUCUCCUUCCUGCACAAGAUGGUAUUCUCAGUGCUCUUCAUCGUGUUCCUCGUGGUGAUGCACCGCGACUUCUCGUACAGCUGCGUUAAAGUGCUUAAGUCGAUAAACAUGGCGAUUUUCGACAUUUUAUUCACGGAAGGGUUCACGCAGACGAACGACGAGCACCUGAAGAAGACGCCAUUCUCGAACACGCCGUACCCGAACUACCUGGACCCCAUCUUUGCAGAGAGGAAUAAGAAGGUACCAAACACCACGACCAUUCCGAACCUGGUGUCGUACCACUUUACGCUCGAAAACUGGGACGACAAGGAGAACGAGGACAAGAAGAUGCUGAGCACGUGCUCCACGAUGCUGACGGUGCUGGAUAAGUUGGAAAACUACCUCAAGUACGGCUACGAUUUUGACCUGUGUAACCUGAUAGACCAGGAGCUGUCGUUCAAGCUCUGCAGCGUGAAAAAGGACCCGGAGCACCUGAAGACCGCGGCGUACCUGCUGACGGAAUAUAAAAACGAACUCAUAAUGAUGUUGGGAAGCACGAUGAACAGAUACCACGCAGAGGAAAACGAGUUCAACCCGGAUAAGGAAAAAGUUAAGACCUUUUGUCACAUGAUCCCCAAUCCAGUGCGCUACGAUUGUUACACGUUCCCCGAAGCCGCAGAGGGAAUAGAAAAACUCAUAUGCGAUUAUAUAAACCAGUCAAUAAAGUCGUUGUUGAAGCUAAGCCACGAUCUGUAUAACACACUGACGACAGAAGAUGUGAACCUAAUCAACAUCGAUAUUCCCAGAGCUACGCCCCUGGUCAGGUACAUACUGGACCUGAGAAAAAGCGUAUUCGACUUCGUUUUCGUUCUCACCUCACACAUGACGAUCACGGAGUCAAAGUUGGUACUGUCGAAGAGCUACGAGUACAUAAGUAGCGAAAAGGUGUAUAAAAUCGUAAGUUGGGUAGAAACCUGCCCCUGUGUUAGAAGGUAUGAGUCUGAAAACCCAAAUAGUAAAAAGGAUACAAAGUACAGGCCACUAGAGUUCGACGAUUGCCAGAACCAUAAUCGCAAAGUACACCAAAUGAUCGACAACCAAGGAAACUACCUGUGUCUAUGCUUGGUUAUGAAGUAUAGGAUGUACCCGUGCAUUUACAAGUGCAUCUGUUAUUUUAGAGACAUCGUUAUCGAUAUCUUGAGCACGAUGUGCAGAAGGUACGACAACCGCACAGGGUCCGAUACGUACAACCUGAAUGUCUCGAAGUUGUUGAUGUUUGCCAUUGACAUAUCAGAGAAGAUUGAAACUAAAAUUGAGCAAAGGUUUCUGUCCAUCUUUAGUGAAAUUAAAGGAUCAAACGACUGCCUGUGCCAAUCGCCGGACGAUAGAUACUACUACUACUUCAUUAACAUCGCAGAGUACAUUUCACUGCUGCUGGAGAACCUGUUCGAAUUCAAUAACGAAAAGGUGGAGUUUGCAGCUCAAUAUUUGGCGAGCCUAAAAGCAGAGAUGGACUCAAUGGAUUGCAUGAAUAGCAAGAAUAAGAAAAUAGAACCAAGUCCGAAGGCGGAGGAAAUAAAAACAGGAGACAUUUGUAAUGGAGUCGGUGAUUCUAAGCUCUGUUGUGUUAUAUUCGUCAACAUUGUGUCGAUGUGUUUAUACAACUGCAUAAUAUCAAGAAUAUACAAUUACUUUCCAACCACGAACGAAGAAAAACAGAAGAACAAGAAAGAUAAAAUGGCUAAAUGUACUUGUGUUGAUACACUGAAGAAAUUUGAGAAAUAUGGAAAUUAUGCUGGACAAUGUAAAUGUGAAGAUAUUAAAAAAGAUAUACAGGGGCUUUUAGAUUGCCAGUCUACAACGUUUCCCGAAAACUUCAAGGAAGAAGUACGAAAGCUAUUAAAAUCUACCUGUGUUGGAAAUAAAUGUGAGUGUAAGGACAUGUGCGCCAAGUUGAAAAAGUCAUGUGAAUCAAUAAGUAACUGUAAAUUGCUUUCAAUAAGCCUUAACCUGCUUGAAAAAACAUAUAGAACACUGAUACCUAGCACUUUCAACGAUGGCCUGAUAAAGUGGAUGUGUAAAGAAAAUAAAAUCGAUAACAUAAAGAGUCUGUGUGAAAGUAACACGAAGUACCUGAAAAGGUUGGAAACGUCGACAAGGAACGCAAGGAUAGCAGAUCUGACGCACGCAAUGGCAGGAGGAUAUAAAAACAUGGAGGACGAACACUCAAUAAACCCGAAGUAUCACACGUACGAUGACCUGUAUAGACCAACGCCAUGUUACGGGCCGGGAUUCUACAAGUUCAUAAUAACGAGAGGGCUCGUGGUGUUUGCGCUGGCGAUUAUGUUCAUGUUCAUGAGGAUGAGGUUCGACAGUUACCUGGGCCUGGAUAUAACAGUAAGAGGAAAAGAGCCUCCAGAAGAGAUACACCCGCACCCGGACAUAGUGAAGUUCAGAGACUUCAUCAGCUCGAGGCUCAACGUGCACUCAAACGCAAGCACCGAUGAACAUGAGUACUCGCAAAGCGACGUGGACGAAACGAGCGUAGACGAGCAGUACACGGCCGACUACGAAAUGUUAGGCCUGAAUCAAAAACUGAGCAUAAUAGACAGGCGCCAAGAGUUCAGAGAGAGUGCGAAGUAUCUGAAUGAAUCGGACGGGUCAUACGUGGAAGGGCAGGGGAAAAACACGCUUAUCAGGAACAACUUCAGCUUCUACAUCAUGGUGGUGGUAUUCUCGGUCCUGUCGGCAUACUACAUGAACAUGGUGGUGAGAGACCUGUUCGUCUCGAUAAACGUGGAGUACCAAGUGUGGUCGUACCUGAUCAACAUAGCGAUCAUGGUGGGCAUGCUAUUCACAGUUAUCGUCAAGUACUGCAUCCACCUCUACGACUUCAUCUACGUCCUGGAAAAGUACAGCGUCAAGCUCUCGAGAAUAGAGCACUUCGUGGAGGACACGAUGGGAGGAGUGACGGGGACGCUCGCGCACACGUCGAAGUUCGUCAUGAUCUACGGACUGCUUAAGUCGAUGAAGACGGACUUCGCGGCGAUGUUUAACAUGAAGGUGCCGCUGAGGACGAUGAGCACGUACAAUAAAAUGAAGGACCACCUGUACCCCUACAAGGACAUGAGCAGGACGGUGCACAAGGUGGCGACCUCGUACAACGACAACAUGGAAGUCCUGACGGAGCUGAAGAAAAACGUGCUGAAGACGCUGGGAACGCCACGAGAGUCGCUGGACCUGACGAGCGUGCUGGACUUUCUGUCGUACGUGCUUCUGAGCAAGGCGGAGUCGAACUACGACCACUACCAGUCGUAUUUUAGAGGAGACGAGAGGUACAUCGCAUGGAGGCUGGGGAAGCCGAUCAACCACAACUUCUUCCUGAUCACCUACUAUCGAUACAACACGAUCUACGAGAUACAGAGGCACGUCCGCAACAUGAAGAUGCCAGGGAGGCCGAAGGUGCUGCAGAACUUCCAAAUGUUCUGGCACCUCUUCGGAGAUAUGGAGAUAGACCUGAUCACGCUGAAGAGCAUGAACCACGAGACGGUGCAGGUGCCAAUGACGGACUCGCAGAGAAACAUCAUCAAGGCGAAGUUCAUGGACGAGUACCUCAACGAGUUCCUGAAGUUCCAGAAUGACGCUGAAAGCGUCCGUUCGACACAUAGCAGCGCAAGCAAUGCGGGUAGCGUCCGUUCAACGCGCAGCACAGUAACGGAUGCUGGCACGAUUCACUCUGAAGGCAAGGAGUACAAGGUAGAACUGGUUCAUGUACCGACAAAUCGGAAUCAACACCUGGAAACUGACACCGACACCGCUAGCGAGGCUGGGAGUGUCCGUUCAAAGCGUAGCGUUGCCAGUGACGCAGAGAGCGUUCGUUCAUCACAUAGCACAGUCACGGAUGCAGGCUCUAUUCACUCGGAAGGCAAGGAGUAUAAGGUUGAAAUGGUCCAUGUGAAGACGAAGCGCGGGGAACACCUGGAAACUGACACCGACACCGCUAGCGAGGCUGGGAGUGUCCGUUCAAAGCGUAGCGUUGCCAGUGACGCAGAGAGCGUUCGUUCAUCACAUAGCACAGUCACGGAUGCAGGCUCUAUUCACUCGGAAGGCAAGGAGUACAAGGUAGAACUGGUCCAUGUGAAGACGAAGCGCGGGGAACACCUGGAAACUGACACUGAAGCGCCUAGUGAAGCGGCAGUUGAACCGGUCAGUGAAGCGGAAAGCAUUCUCUCGAUAGCCAGCAAGUACGAUCUUAAGGUGGUCGAGGUUAACAGGAAACACCAAAAGAAGGAGUACGAAUAUGAGUCCUCGACGGAAUAUAGCUCUUCGGAUGAACCGCAAACAGACCAGGAGCAAGUGGCGCGAGUGUUAGAAGAAAAAACGGAGGAGGUCGAAGGAGACCACUACGAAAAAGGUCACCCGUACACCAAGUACACAGACCUGCUGGGAGACCUGGAGUACUACUUCCCGUACGCGCACCUGCUAAACAGGAAGCUGGAAGCAGAUGUGCUGACGAAACUGACGAACAAGUACUUCGAAAGCAACUACAGCAGAAUGUUGAACGUUGUCCUGGUACCGACGAGCAUGUGCGACGUGAAGGGCACGGACAGCAGAGUGAUGAACAGAGUGCUGACCUACAUCGAGCACUGGCUCAUGUGGAGGCACGAGUACUGCAUCUCGACGAGCACCACCGAGGAGGAGGAGGACAUCACGAGCACGAGCAUCAUCGCGUGCGAAAACGCAAUCAAGUUCGCACACGACCUGGUGGCGAACCUGUUUAAAAAGGAGGGGCACAUCUGGGACCUGGUCUGGGACCUGGUGGAGAACAUCAACCUCGAAAACAUCGACAUGACGGAGGGAGUGCUCAUGAAGGAGGAACUGAUACAGGAAAACCACACGCUGAGGGACUACAGAGAGACGCUGAGCACGUUCAAGCCUGCGGGCUCGGUCUACGACAAGUACGAGACGACGGUCCUGCACUACCUGAACCAGUUCGUGCUCUCGUCGAUGGUUAACAAGGACAAAAUAGUGCUGCCGCUGGGCAUAUUCCUGUCCUGGUACGGAAUACCGCUCUGCGACAGCCACAUCAAGUAUAUGCACAAGUUCAAGUACUUCAUAUGA
Theileria orientalis strain Shintoku is the source of this 5988-nucleotide messenger RNA. RefSeq lists its product as hypothetical. Lineage: Eukaryota; Apicomplexa; Aconoidasida; Piroplasmida; Theileriidae. The transcript is spliced from 4 exons. The coding region runs from base 1 to 5988 and encodes 1995 amino acids. The record is from RefSeq and is a predicted model, not a curated record.